AUGCUGGCUGGUGGGCCGUCUCGCCAAGAGUCGGAGAAAUGCAGGCGUUCAGGUUCUGCAGUCGAGCGAUACAUAGAGAUUCAGCAGUACUAUGGAAAGCCAGUCCCGCGCUGGGCUGGAUCCAACUCCUAUAUUGCUUCGCUUAUUCGCUGA
Plenodomus lingam JN3 is the source of this 153-nucleotide messenger RNA. The record is from RefSeq and is a predicted model, not a curated record. Lineage: Eukaryota; Fungi; Ascomycota; Dothideomycetes; Pleosporales; Leptosphaeriaceae.